This is a messenger RNA of Xyrauchen texanus (razorback sucker), 3882 nucleotides long. RefSeq names its product serine/threonine-protein kinase 35-like. Gene Ontology annotation, molecular function: ATP binding; protein serine/threonine kinase activity. The record is from RefSeq and is a predicted model, not a curated record. The coding region runs from base 172 to 1356 and encodes 394 amino acids. Gene Ontology annotation, cellular component: cytoplasm; autophagosome. NCBI's taxonomy places the organism in Eukaryota, Metazoa, Chordata, Actinopteri, Cypriniformes, Catostomidae. Gene Ontology annotation, biological process: protein autophosphorylation; autophagy; axon extension. The transcript is spliced from 3 exons.
CUUGACGGUGAUUGAAUAACGGUACUUCAAUAUACGGAGACAACAAAUAGUGUCAGUGAAUAUUUGAGCGUUGUUUAAAAGUAUCCAACUUCCUUAAGCUCAAACCCGUUACGCAGAAAUAUGAACGCGGAAGAAAUAUUCAAACGCACGGACAAAACGUGAGGAGGCGCGAUGGAUGCAAAAGACAGAGAGCGGCAGCGGACACGGGACGCUUGCAAGAGAACCGGUGCGCAAACAGAAAGCGCCAAUGUCUUGCGCUCGUUCGAUAAUGAGAUCAUGGGAGACGAUUUGGACCAUCUGAAAAAAUUUAGUAAUCUUGAACGACGGCUCAUGGCACCGCGGUACAGCUUGAUCCGUGAAGUUGGAAGGGGCAGCUAUGGCGUUGUGUACGAGGCGGUCGCGCGGAAAUCAGUAGCGCGAGUGGCAGUGAAGAAACUGCGCUGUGACGCGCCAGAGAAUGUGGAGUUGGCACUGGCCGAGUUCUGGGCUUUAACCAGUCUGGAGAAACGCCAUGAGAAUGUGGUGCAGCUGGAGGAGUGUGUGCUUCAGAGAAACGGGAUGGCUCAGAAAAUGAGCCAUGGCAAUAAGCGAUCAAAGCAGUAUUUGAGGUUGGUGGAGACCUCGUUGAAAGGCGAGCGUGUAUUGUCAUGUCCCGAUGGACCAUGCUACCUGUGGUUUGUCAUGGAGUUCUGUGAGGGAGGGGAUCUGAAUCAGUUCAUCCUGUCUCGCCGGCCCGAUCCCCACACAAACACCAGCUUCAUGCUGCAGCUGAGCAGUGCUGUGGCAUUCCUGCAUCAAAACAACAUUGUUCACAGAGACCUUAAACCUGAUAACAUCCUCAUCUCAGAGUGUUCUGGUGUGCCUGUGUUGAAAGUGGCCGAUUUCGGCCUGAGUAAAGUGUGUGCGGGUCUGGCCGCUGGGGUUCGGGCCUCAGAGGAGGGAUGGAACAAAAAAAAGAACAGUGUUAACAUCAACAAGUUCUGGCUCUCAUCUGCAUGCGGCUCAGACUUUUUUAUGGCACCAGAGGUGUGGGAAGGACAUUACACGGCCAAAGCAGACAUUUUUGCUUUAGGCAUUAUCAUCUGGGCCAUGAUUGAGAGGAUCACAUUCAUUGAUGCCGAAUCGAAGCGGGAGCUGCUAGGGACAUAUGUGCGACAGGGUUCUGAUAUUGUCCCGGUUGGGGAGGCACUUCUGGAAAACCCAAAGAUGGUGUUGAGUAUUCCUCAGCGCAGGCGUUCGCAUAUGUCGGAGGCACUCAGAAAACUUUUGCAGGACAUGUUGGCCGUCAACCCUCAGGACCGACCAGACGCAUUGGAGCUGCACAACAGAAUGGGACAGGUCACCUGCACGCUGUAAACUCUGACCUCUUGUAAAUGCACACAAAUGCACACAGGCUUUCCCUUUCCACAACAGAACACAAGGGACCGUGGUACUUGGAAAACUGAACCUUCAUCGCUGAUUUGAUGUGAAGAGUGCAAAGUACUCGACAUACAGAUUUACAUAUUUUUUGCUUCAAAUAGAUUUCAAAUUCAACUGACGUUUUGCUUUUAUUUUACAGUAGUGAUUUAAACAAAUCAUUCACAAAAUGUACCUUAUCAGCAAGUCCAUAAGUGUUCAGCCUAACUCAAUCCUCAAUUGCAUCACUAAGAGUGAAGUACAAAUAAACAAAUUUGUGAUAUAGUGAGUACAAUCUUGUUAAAACAAGCAAGCUCUUUAUUAGUCUAACUGGGUGACUGGGACUUUACAUUUAUUUUCGUAGAGCUUCUCUAGUUGCACAUCUUCUAAAACAAUCAUUUGGCAUAAAAGUAUUUUAAGAUAUUUUGUUACAUUUUAUGAGUAAUGAAGACUUCAGUUUAGUAAGCAAUUGUAAUUACUUGUCAAUUUAAACCAGUCAUAUUUCUAGGUUUCAGAUGUUUUUUUAAUUAAAUUUUUAUGAAUUAUUGCAUUCUGCUGAACAAGUAGUCAUGUUCAGUUGCUUACUAUGAAAGAAAUCUCUGCUUAUUUGCCAAAAACUAUUAACAGUACAAAGAUGUUCACUCAAGGCACUUCACUUCAUUUUGAGCCCAAGGAUAUAUAUGCAUGAUCAUUUUUCACUGUGUGGUUGCGUCCACCAGCAAACAUGCUCAUAGUCUUACACGUGGGUCCAACGAGUUGAUCUUACUUAAGUAAAAAAAAUCAUAGAACAGCUCAAUUGAAUGUCUUCAGCCUUGCUGUUACACCACUAUUAAAGGCUCAUUUUUAAACCGUGGUUUUAAUUUGCCAUUCAAAUUUGAAUUAAUUUGAAGUUGUCCAAGUACAAUAUUGAGAUUUCCUAUUAAUGCAGAAUGACCCUGGUGCCUUAAAGUCUAAUAAAGUGAGUUUUCCUUUAGGUUUUGUUUUGUUUUCAGCCUUUUUUAACAUGCAGUACAUUCACCAAGCUUUUAAUAUUUGAACACUUUUACACCUGUUUUACACAAUGAGAGAUUAUUUCUUGCCCAAAAAGAUUGAUUAAUUGAUUCUGGUGCCCUUUUAAAGUCGUUGAACCAUUGGUCUCCAAGGAUAAGCAGUGUAAACAUCCCUUCUACAGAAACACACUCAGUUUUUUGAGUGUUGGUAGAUUUUGCUGAAGUAUGAUUAAGGGAGCUGUUAAAGAGGACAAGAGUUAUUUUUGUUUUACAUUAUAAAUUAAUAUCUUAUUAUUUGUACUAAUGCAUUUCCAAUUGCAGUGGAUUUCUUUUAUUUAUUUAUUGUGAAAUCCCAUGUUUCCUUUUUGAUAGCUUUUUACUUGAAGCUCAGUAGAGUUGGUAAUGUUCCUCAAAACAGGCUGGGAUCUUCAUAGAGGUACCAUUGCUCUCUUACCUUCAGUCAUAUCUUGACAAGAACUAAAUGAUUCAUAGAGUGUGUUUGAUUGUUAUUGAGGAUAUAUUUUUUGCCUGUCAGUUUGUGUGUGCUAUAGUUCUACCUCAGCACUCUUGUGUUUUAGUAACUAAUUCACUAAAUAAACUAGCAGUGCUUUCUGUUUUUGUGCUUUAGAUGCUUUUAUUUAUUAUAUCAUAUUUUUUUAUUGUAAUUUUUGAAUAAUAAAUCUAAAGUCUCAAACUGUUUGACCAGUAUUUUUAAAUUAAUGUUUGGAUAUCUGUCUCAUUUGUAACUAUUAUUUGCUGUCUGCUGUAGAAGAACCUUGAGGCUUAUGAAAUCAAGAAAAAUGAAUCACCCUCAAGUUUUAAGUUCUUUUGAGUUGUACUGGACUGUAUUGUUCUUUACCUUAUCUUAACUUACAAAACAAACAUUUGGUUACACUUUUGUAAGGAAAUGUUUCUGUUUUCUUUAUAGGAUAAUGACUAUUUUCUUUAAUUGAUUGCAUUUCUUUUUCCCCGAAUUACAUUUAAAAAAACUGUAACUUUCAUUAGGCUCAAACUCAGUCCAGAGUUGGAAAAAUGUCAUUGCAUUUUUACUUUAAAUGUAUUUUUUUUUUUUUUUUGUCCUCUCUAUUACUACUGUUUUUUGGUUUUAAUGUUUUAGAGUGCUUAAACACUGAGAAUUUUGUCAUAGCAUUCAGAAGAAACAGUAUUUGACUGCACUUGCACUGAGGAUGAGUCUCCUAAGAGUAGACAGCGUAAUAGAAGCUCACUUUCCUGCAUUUUCACCUCUUAGACUUUAUCUUAAGUUUUUCUUUGUAUUUCUUGUGGUCCAGAUUUAACUGUGAAACACACUCGUCUAUGCAAACUGUCCUCUAACACUGUGUGACGCUGCACUGCUAAACUAGCCUCUUCAGACCUUCGUGGCUUUCUAGUCUCAUGUUGAUGUUUUUUUGUGGGUCACUUUGUGCUUUUUGUGAAAACUGAAAUGAUUUUAAUAGAUUUUUUUUCCCCUUUCUGUUUUGACGUUGAUUUUAUUCAAUAA